Messenger RNA from Miscanthus lutarioriparius, 2373 nucleotides. The record is from the annotation of a GenBank genome assembly. NCBI's taxonomy places the organism in Eukaryota, Viridiplantae, Streptophyta, Magnoliopsida, Poales, Poaceae.
AUGGCCGCCGCCACCGCAAGAACCAUGACGAUGGCGCCCGUCGUUGUCGUCGUCCUCGCCGCCCUCGCCCUCUGCUCGCUCUCGCUCGCCACUACAGCCGGCGAGGUGUCGUCGUACGUGGUGUACCUCGGCCAGCACGCGCACGGCGCGGCGCUCGGCACGCACGGCGCCGAGGAGCUGCAGGCGCUGGAGCGCGGCGCCGCCGAGGCGCACUACGACCUCCUCGCCGGCGUCUUUGGCGGAGACAAGGAGAAGGCGCGGGAGGCGAUCUUCUACUCGUACACCAAGCACAUCAACGGCUUCGCCGCCAACCUCGACGCCGCCGCCGCCGCCGAGAUCGCCAGGCAACCCGGCGUGAUCUCCGUGUUCCCCAACCGGGGCCGCAAGCUGCACACGACCCGGUCAUGGCAGUUCCUCGGCCUCGCCGGGCCCGGCGGCGUCCCCCGCGGCGCGGUGUGGCGGAAGGCCAAGUUCGGCGCCGACACCAUCAUCGGCAACUUCGACACAGGUGUGUGGCCGGAAUCUGAGAGCUUUAGGGAUGAUGGUCUGGGGCCAGUCCCAUCCCACUGGAAAGGAGCCUGCGACAAAGGCCAAGAUGAUAAAUUCCAUUGCAACAGGAAGCUGAUCGGCGCGCGCUACUUCAACAAGGGCUACGCGGCGGCGGCGGGCGCGCUGAACGCAUCGACGAACACCCCGCGCGACCCGGACGGGCACGGCACGCACACGCUGUCCACGGCGGGCGGCUCGCCGGUUCCCGGCGCGUCGGUGUUCGGGUUCGGCAACGGCACGGCGUCGGGCGGGUCCCCGCGCGCGCGCGUGGCGGCCUACCGCGUGUGCUACCCGCCCGUGAACGGCAGCGAGUGCUUCGACGCGGACAUCCUGGCGGCGUUCGACGCGGCCAUCCACGACGGAGUGCACGUGCUGUCGCUCUCCCUGGGCGGCGACCCCUCCGACUACUUCGACGACGGCAUCGCCAUCGGGUCCUUCCACGCCGUCCGCCGCGGCAUCGCCGUCGUCUGCUCCGCCGGCAACUCGGGCCCCGGCCUCGGCACCGUCUCCAACCUCGCGCCGUGGCUCUUCACCUCGGGCGCCAGCACCAUGGACCGCGAGUUCCCGUCGUACAUCGUCUACGACCGCACAAAAAAGGCCAAGGGGCAGAGCCUGUCGAUCACGACGCUGCCGGAGAAGACCUCGUACCCGUUGAUCGAUUCGGUGAAGGCUGCAGCUGCCAAUGCAACCACUAAGGACGCGCAGCUGUGCAUGAUUGGGGCGCUGGACCCGGCGAAGGCCAAGGGCAAGAUCGUGGUGUGCCUGCGCGGGAUCAACCCCCGGGUGGCCAAGGGAGAGGCGGUGAAGCAGGCCGGCGGCUUCGGGAUGGUGCUCGCCAACGACGUCACCACCGGCAACGAGAUCAUCGCCGACGCGCAUGUGCUCCCGGCCACGCACAUCAAGUACCGCGACGGCCUGCUCCUCUACAACUACAUCAACUCCACCAAGAAUCCGACUGGCUUCAUCACUAAGCCGGCGACUGUCCUUGGCACGAAGCCGGCGCCGUUCAUGGCCGCCUUCUCGUCGCAGGGUCCCAACACCAUCACCCCAGAGAUCCUCAAGCCCGACAUCACGGCGCCCGGAGUGAGCGUGAUCGCCGCGUGGACGCGCGCCAACUCGCCGACGGACCUCGCCUUCGACCCGCGGCGCGUGGCCUUCAACUCGGAGUCCGGCACGUCCAUGUCGUGCCCGCACGUCUCCGGAGUCGUCGGCCUCCUCCGCACGCUCCACCCGGAAUGGAGCCCCGCCGCCAUCAAGUCGGCCAUCAUGACCACAGCGAUUGAGGUGGACAACAAGGGAGAGCUCAUCCUGAACUCAUCGUCCCGGUUGUCGAGCCCCUUCGGCUACGGCGCCGGCCACAUCUACCCCACCCGCGCCCUGAACCCGGGCCUCGUCUACGACCUCGGCGACAAGGACUACCUCGACUUCCUCUGCGCGCUCAAGUACAACGCCACGGUGAUGCCCAUGUUCAACGGCGCGCCCUACACGUGCCCCAGCGGCGAGGCGCCCCACCGCAUCACGGACCUCAACUACCCGUCCAUCACCGUCGUCAACGUCACGUCCGUGGGCGCCACGGCGCGGCGCAGGGUCAAGAACGUCAGCAAGCCCAGCACGUACAGGGCCAUCGUGGUCGAACCCGCCGGCGUUUCCGUGCUGGUGACCCCCUCGGUGCUCAAGUUCAGCGCCAAGGGGGAGGAGAAGGGGUUCGAGGUGCAGUUCAAGGUGAAGGACGCCGCGCUCGCCAAGGGCUACUCGUUCGGAGCGCUCGUCUGGACCAACGGGAGGCAGUUCGUGAGGAGCCCUCUUGUGGUCAAGGCGGCUUGA